CCCAUCAUCAUCACCACCACCAACACCUUCACGAUUGAUUGACUAUUUUGGAAAAACAGUUCGCGUGGGUGUGCUCGUUUCACUUGUUCGUGCACUGGCGGCUCGUUUCGAGGAUGGCCGAGAGCGAGGCAGACACGCCGAGCACGCCGAUUGAGUUUGAGAGCAAAUACUUCGAGUUUGAUGGAGUGCGGCUGCCGCCCUUCUGCAGGGGGAAGAUGGAGGAGAUCGCCAACUUCUCCCUCAGAAGUAGCGACAUUUGGAUUGUCACCUACCCAAAGUCAGGCACCAGUCUACUUCAGGAGAUUGUGUAUCUUGUGAGUCAGGGAGCAGACCCAGAUGAGAUUGGCCUUAUGAACAUCGAUGAACAGCUUCCUGUCUUGGAGUACCCCCAACCUGGCCUGGACAUUAUACAGGAGCUGACCUCUCCUCGUCUGAUUAAAAGCCAUCUUCCCUAUCGGUUCCUCCCCACAGCCAUGCACAACGGAGAGGCCAAGGUGAUCUACAUGGCUCGUAACCCUAAGGACCUGGUGGUGUCCUACUACCAGUUCCACCGCAGCCUCAGGACCAUGAGCUACCGGGGAACCUUCCAGGAGUUCUGCCGCCGCUUCAUGCAUGACAAGCUGGGAUACGGUUCCUGGUUUGAUCACGUUCAGGAAUUUUGGGAACAUCGCAUGGACUCCAAUGUCCUCUUCUUAAAGUAUGAAGACAUGUACAAGGAUCUGGGCACGCUGGUGCAACAGUUAGCUCAGUUCCUGGGUGUUUCCUGUGACAAGGCUCAGCUGGAGGGCAUGGUGGAGAGCUGCAACCAGCUCAUCGAGCAGUGCAGCAACUCCGAGGCGUUGUCCAUCUGCAGGGGUCGUGCAGGUCUGUGGAAAGACGUAUUCACAGUGUCUAUGAAUGAGAAGUUUGACACGGUGUACAGACAGAAGAUGGGCAAGUCCGACCUGACCUUUGACUUCUGCAUGUGAGCAGCACCUGACCCUCCACCCCACUGAUCUACUCCAGUGCAAUCGACCAAACCCACGAUCCUAUAUCUCCGUAAAGUGAGAGAUUUAAGGGUACAGUGUGACAGCAGGAUUACAUUACAAGACUUUUCCCUUAAUGCAAUCUGUCUCAGUGAGUAAGUCUCGAAAAAUCACACCCUUGUGGACUGGUCAAAAGAACUUAGUUGACAUUUCUCCAUCAAUAGUUAAACCAAACCUCCCUCAACCCCUACCUCCUGUGUAUAUGUGUACAUAUUAACCAGGGUUCGACCGAUAUAGGUUUUUGAAGGCAGAUGCCAAUACUUUCAACCUCAAGUAUUGGUCAACAUUUCUAUUCAAAUUCUCCAACAUAGUUCAUAAAAGGAAUUCAAGCUACAUGCAGAUAUUUGUGACUGAAUUACAUGGAAACGGCAAUAUGCCAGUACUGCCAUUCAAUGUUCUCGUGCAAUGCUAGUCUUGCUGUGAUAGUUAUCUAUUUUUCACCAGUCCAUAAAGAACUGGGUACGCUAAAAAAAAAAAAAAGGGAUUUGUUUCCCACUUACAUAUAAAAGGUAAAAGUAUUUGCAACUUUGAAAGGCAGGAAAAAGUGUCUGGUUUCAUAGGGAGAUACGAAAGUGGUUCAAAUGGGGAUAAAGACCUCAGUUAGUCUGUAAGAACACCAGCAUGUAGACGGAAACCAAUUUGAUUAUUGUGCUGAUCAGAAGGACAUCAUCACGUAUUUUGCGUAAGUGCUAAGGGUCUGCUACUCGUUGGGGAAUUACGUUGUGAAAUUCUUAUUUUUUGUAAAUAGGAGGCAUGCAGGUCUAUGAAUUCAACUACACUUUAAAGCAAAUAAUUAUAAUUAAAUAGUAAAAUGAUGAAUUCAUGUAAACAUGUCUAAGAAUUUCUUUUAAAUGGCAAUUUUUUCAAUGUUUUAAAAGCAGUAGAUCAACAUUCCAGAUUUCCAGAAUACUGGAACAAACAACUCGUGAGCCUUAACAACUUUAUGAGUUUAUGUAGCUUGCGUGCCAUCAGUGGAGGGCUUUAGGCUGCCCUAGUUCACCCUCUGGAGACAACAAUAGAGGUCUGACUGCCUGUUAGAGAACAGACAUCAUUUGGACUACUUAUUUGCAAUGUUGAUCAGCCACAAAUAUCUAUAGGUAGACUCAGGGAUUCUCUCCGAUGUUUCUGGUUGUCAUGUGGACAAACCCUCUGAAAUAUUUACAUCAUCUUGAGACAGUAAACCCCUCCAAAGGCUAAUGAAACCAUUGUAUUAGAGCUCAGCUGCUUUAUAGGUCAGGCCACACAUAAACACCUAUUCAUUGGUGAGGAAACCAGAAUACAAUACUUGUAAGUAUGGAACUAACACCCACAAUGGCUGAAUAUGACCUAUCUACGGCCACCAGGUACAAAUAUGGUGAACAUAUUUUGACUUUAAUCAACGGCAGACAACAGACAACACUUUAAUCUGUUAAUCCCACAUAUCAGUCUAACCCUGAAACUGAGUGCAUUAGCAGUUUUCUUGAUGCAAAAGUUGCUCCAAGUCAGGUAGAAGAAUGGAAGGUAACUGUAAGAAAUGAAGCCAAACAUAUAAAAAAGAAGCCUAUCACGCCUAGCAAUCGGUUCAGCAGCUCAGUGUCACACAGCUGGGAGAUUUUUGUGUUAGAUGAUCCAUGUUUUUUUCCCCCUCAAAAGUGCUGGAGGGUUUUUCAGCCUUCAUUGUCAGUUAUUUCUGAACUUUACGUGUGUAUGGAUGAUUGCGAGUGUGUGUCAGAGAGUUCAGUCAUGUCAGUGCUCAGUUAAGCUCAGCUAUUUAUGCUGAUUUAGAUGUUGAAUUCAAGGAUUCGUCUGAUCUUUAAAACCAAGUUAUGUAGCAUUGGCGCCUCUCAGUGGUUGAUAAAAAAUACAAUGGUAGGAUAUACCACUGAAUUUAAUGGGCUGAAAGCAAGAAAGAAUUCACAAAUGGGAAUAUAAUUUUUUCUAAAACAAAAGAUUAUGAAUAAUAAGAUUGCCUAAUCGAGUUACAUACAAGUUAUACAAUGAAUGUCUUAAGUCGAACACUUCACUCUUCAAUACUUUGCUGGUGAUUUAAACUGCCAUUUUGGGUACAAACAUGAUUCUUUUCAAAUACAAACUGUUGCACGUUUUUCCCUUAAGAUCAUGAACGGUGGUUCAGAUGAGCAGUUGCUGCCUGGUUGGAGAUGCAGCUGUGCCAAACACGGAAAAUAAUAUUUAGCCUAAUGUCUCCAAGGUAUAAAGACAUGUUUUACACCCUCACCUUAAUAUUUAAGGUCAGUGUGGAUGGAUUCUAAAAAAUGAUUUGUUUCUUUUUUUAUUUAAUUUGUUUGCACAGUAUAAAAAAAUACAUAUCCAGAGAGUCUUAGAACUACGUAUACCCACAUACAUGAACGAAGAAGUAAAGGAAAGCCUGUGAAGGAACGAUAGAAAGCUGAACAUAAAACUCAAGGCAACAUAAGCAGGAUAACAUUCAAUAAACUAGAAGUGUACUUGGAGAGCGCAGACCUCCGGCAAGGUCGUUUCUGCACCAUGAUUCAGAUCUAUUUAUGAAAAUGUAAUCUGAAUGUUUUCCCAACUGACAACCAGACAAACAAACCAACAAUAAACAUAACCUCCUUGGCUGAGGUACCACUAUUUUAAUAUACCUUGGUUUACAUUAAACAUCUCACACCACCUCCAAAGGAAGCCUGGCAGAUCAAUGUCAGUACAUCUUUUGGGCAUCAGAUAUGAUACACCCAACACUCAUAAAGUGAAUAACUAAUAUUGUUUAUUUGGGGCUGUGGAAAGUUUGGUAAUCGGAAAAUCCUAUUCCUGUGUGAACUAUGCUACAUACUGUAUCCCACUGAGGGGUUGAAUAGUGUCCUCUUUCUCUCUGUUUUCACAAAUGUCAGGUUUUGGUUGCAGGAGAGAAGAGCAGAGUAUUAGCCCAUAACCAGCAUUACACUAUGUUUUGUAUUCUGCAACUUGACAGCAUCAAUAUCAGACUCUUUAACCCGAGGCAUCACUUAAAACCAGUCCAUCUCCUUUUCCCCAGUCCCUGCGCUCUACCGGACACUUGUGAAUGUCUUUAUUGUGUUGGUGUAAACGACAACCUCAGCACACACUCGUCACGCCGCCUCAUUUACGGCUGCUCAUUCUUUCCCUUUCAUUGUUCUUCCUUCUACUCUGUCACUGUUUACAGCCGUUGGCAAGGCUUCAGCUGCCCAUCUCCACUUUAAUGGUUUGUUUGGGAUUUUAUACAUGCCUUUCUCUGUUUCCUGGGCGUUGUAUUUUACAUUCUUUGCUUGCUGUUUUAUUAAUAAAGUUGUGUCUUCAGGCAAUA
This is a messenger RNA of Trematomus bernacchii (emerald rockcod), 4302 nucleotides long. It is a transcript of the gene sult4a1, whose product is annotated as sulfotransferase family 4A, member 1. The transcript is spliced from 7 exons. Bases 114 to 968 code for a protein of 284 amino acids. Gene Ontology annotation, cellular component: cytoplasm. The record is from RefSeq and is a predicted model, not a curated record. Gene Ontology annotation, molecular function: sulfotransferase activity. Gene Ontology annotation, biological process: sulfation. Lineage: Eukaryota; Metazoa; Chordata; Actinopteri; Perciformes; Nototheniidae.